This is a messenger RNA of Periophthalmus magnuspinnatus, 4952 nucleotides long. It is a transcript of the gene dpy19l3, whose product is annotated as dpy-19 like C-mannosyltransferase 3. NCBI's taxonomy places the organism in Eukaryota, Metazoa, Chordata, Actinopteri, Gobiiformes, Gobiidae. Gene Ontology annotation, molecular function: mannosyltransferase activity. The coding region runs from base 625 to 2868 and encodes 747 amino acids. Gene Ontology annotation, cellular component: nuclear inner membrane. The record is from RefSeq and is a predicted model, not a curated record. The transcript is spliced from 17 exons.
UUUGUGCAGACUUGGGACUGACACAAUUUUUUUCUUGGCUCUUUUUGACUGGAUUGCAAACUGGAUUACUUACUGGUCUUCCCUUCAGUCGCAAUAGCCAAUUUUUUACCCUCUUCAGUAGCAUUGAUGUGCAUAUUGAUUCUGAAUUCUCUUUGGACUACGCCUUGUUCAUGCAACCUACAUCAUUUAUCCAAGUUUCGCAUUGGCACAUAUACCGGAAUCUCAUCAUUAUGUGGUUGAAUUCUUGUUAGAAAUUAUUAAAUCCUCAAUAUUCUCUGUGGAGCUUGAACUUGUAACCCUUCGCUGUUCUCCUGACCCUAAUUUAAACCGCGGAUUAGCCAUCUCAUCAGAGUUCGGGAGAAGAAGCCAGUGCUUGUUUAGCUCGAGGCCAGCUCAAAAUGAGGAUUGGGAAGGAAACGAACGGCUCAUUCCCGCUGAGAACGCUUUUGCAUAUUACCUUUGGCAACAAACUGAAAGUGAUUAAAAGGCAAAUUUGUUUGGACUGACUUCAGAUAAAAAAUACAUUUACGCCUGUCACGUGUUUGGAAGGCUUUUGUAGAAUUGUAGCUCUACCUUACGUCAGCCAAUGAGAAGAUACAGGAAGAUUUUAAUAAAUAUUUGAACAUGGAGCUUCGGAAGAGGGUCCUGCAUGGCGAGGAACUUAAUUUGGUCAUCAAGCAAGCCGCCACGGCCAAAGGGAACACGCCAAAACAACCCAACGCCCAAAAGGGGGGCAGAAAGGAAGCGUUUUCAUUUGCGUUUGCUAAUUUUUCCGGUUCAAGCGCUCUACCCCACCGGCCCUGGCAACCAAGCGUUUCCACGGCGACCGGGCUGCUAUUGGCCGGUCUCUUGGCACUGACACAGGCCUGGAGUGUUAACGCAAUUCACGAAAAUCUUCUGUGGUUCUCCCAGCUCACGGAAGUGGAGCGGGAGAUCUCAUUCCGGACAGAGUGUGGACUGUAUUAUUCCUACUACAAGCAAAUGCUACAGGCGCCAUCGAUAAGUGAAGGGCUCUCGGAGUUGAUCCAUGACAACUUGACAGAAUCCAAGAGGACCAUUAAUCUCCUCCAGCGAAUGAAUAUCUACCAAGAAGUCUUUCUGAGCGUGCUCUACAGACUGCUGCCCAUACAGUCCUACCUGGAGCCGGUGUACUUCUAUAUCUACACAGUUUUCUCGCUGCAGGCUGUGUACGUCAUGGCUCUGUAUCUCACAGCGUGGCUCCUAUCCGGGUCGUGGAUGGCUGGCGCGCUCACUGGGGUCUGGUACAUCCUCAACAGGGUAGAUACCACUCGUGUUGAGUUCACCAUCUCCCUCAGAGAGAACUGGUCUCUGCCCUUCUUCGCUCUUCAGGUCGCCACUAUUACAUGCUAUCUCAGGCCUCAGCUGUCGGUCCUACAACAGAAAGUGAUGGUGUGGCUUAUGUACGUGACUACAUUUUGUUUCUGCUUGACUUGGCAAUUCAAUCAGUUCAUUCUACUUGUUCAAGCUCUCAUCAUUUAUACUCUGGACUGUACAGACUUCCUAUCAACUAAACAGGUGACCACUUUGUAUCUUGUCCAAGUGAGCGGCCUAUUGAGUGUGUGGCUUCUUCAGUUCUGUAACUCCAUGAUACUUGGAUCACUGGUUCUGAGCUUUAUCGUUGCUGCACUUUUCGUCCGACACUGCCAGCCGGGUCUGAAAACGGGAACCUUUCUAGUUCGUGUGGGCAAGCUGCUUCUUCACACCACCAUGGUCCUCCUCCUCACCUUUACCAUCAACUAUUUAGCCAAGAAAGCCCUACAACUCAAGUCAGAUGAGCAUAUUUUCAAAUUCAUCAAGUCGAAGUUUGGCCUUGGGGUGACCAGAGAUUUUGACGCAGGGCUGUAUCUAUGUGAAGAGGCAUUUGGAGUUCUGCCAUUGGACACCCUGGACCGCCUGGCCGGGACCCUGCUGCUGUACCCCUAUGUCCUCACACUACUGCUGCUUUUAGGGGUCUUCACAGUGACUGCAGUACAGAACCUCAGCCCGCCAAAAGGAGCGUCUGGCGAGGAGAAGAGACGAGCGGUAGCCUUCCGACCAGAUGUGGCAUACAAUCUUUUGCAUACGAUGUUCUUUGGCCUGCUCGCCUUCAGCACCAUGAGGAUGAAGUAUAUCUGGACCGGUCACAUGUGUGCAGUGGCAGCCUAUGGAGUGUGUGGGACAGAGAUCUGGUCUCUGAUUUUCAACACUCUUCGAUGCAACAGUAAAUUCCUGUUAAAGCUUGUGACGUGCGCAGUUCCACUGGUGAUGAUGGGGUGCUUGUAUUAUAAGUUCUGGCCCAAGCUGAUGGAAGAGCUAUCCGAACUGCGAGAAUUUUAUGACCCAGACACCGUGGAGCUCAUGACCUGGAUAAGCACGAAGACUCCGAGGCGGGCUGUGUUUGCCGGGAGCAUGCAGUUACUCGCAGGCAUCAAGCUGUGCACAGGCAGAGUGCUCACCAACCACCCCCAUUAUGAAGAUAAAGACCUGCGGGAGAGGACCAGACAGGUCUACCAGGUGUACGCACGGCGCCCCCCGGAGGAAGUACAUGAGAUCCUGAGGGCCGUGGGGGCUGAAUACGUGGUCCUGGAGAAUAGCAUCUGCUACGAGAGGAGGCACAGGAGAGGCUGCAGGCUGCGCGACCUGCUCGACCUGGCCAACGGACAUAUCAUGGAUGGAUCCGGAGAGAAUGACCCCGACCUGUCUCCGGCUCCCCAUCCACGCUUCUGUGAGGCUAUAAAGACUGACUCAGCAGCCUACAGCGCCUUCUUCACCAGGACCUUCCAGAACAAAACCUUCCAUGUAUACAAACUCAAAAAAAAGCGAAAGAAAAACCCCACCAAAACCUCAGAUUCCACCAACGCUCAAUAACCCCAAUCCCCAUCCACUUGCUCUACAUUUCGUUCAUUAUUUUUUGAACAGAAGAUUGUCUGAACUGUAGCGCAAGAGGCUAGCUGGACGGUCAAGAGCUGCGGGCGGCUUUGUUUUGGUCCGUGGAGUGUGCUGGGUUAUAUAGGGGAGGUAACAUGGGGUUAGCUCUGCUGUUUCUAAGCCCCACCCAUCCCGCUGUGUUCCUCCAGUCUCCGCUGUUGUGGGUGAACUAACGCAUACAGAAGCAGAAUCAACUCGCCAUUAGCUAUUAGCAUGGUACUGGUUUGCUCUGUUGAAUGUGCUAGUUUGAAUAGGAGUGGUAACAUGGGGGGGUUAGCUCUGCUGUUUCUAAGCCCCACCCGCCCCGCUGUGUUCUACAGGGCUGCUCUGUUGGAGAUGAACAAACACAUACAGCAACAGAAUCAGCUAGCCGAUAGCGAUUAGCAUGGUACUUUUUUGUGAGUGUAGUGUACUGGUUUAUUUAGGGGCGGUAACAUGAGGGUUAGCUCUCCUGUUUCUAAGCCCCACUUACCCCGCUGAGGUCCUCUGGGUUGCGCUGUUGUGGAUGAACAAACGCAUUCUGCAGCAGAAUCAGCUAGCCGUUAGUGAUUAGCACGGUACGCUAUGGUCUCUGCACAGCGCUAUGGAAUGAAGUGCAAUUUAUUUAGAUGUUGGCACCACUUUAUAGUAAUUACACCUUAAUAAAGCCUUAAUAAAGCAUGAACAAAGACUUAACUCAUAACCCUAUUUGUUCAUUGUGAAUUACGGUUAGUGUAUUCAUAGUUGCUAAGCCUGAAACAUUCUUAAAUUCUUAAAGAGCCUGCACCUGUUUUAUUUCCCGUGUGUUUGAGCAAAAUUUGUCUUGCGCUGCUAGCAUGCUAAUUGUCGCUCAGUUUAGAGGUCAUGUCUCUGAAAGUUGAGAGAAGCGCUUAGAAACUCAUUGCGGUGAAUAAUUACAAUCCUCAGAAUAACUUUAGAUGGUUUAAAAUGAACUAGAUCUGUUUUUCACAUUUUUAAGACUCUUGACUGUUGUUGGUCCUGAAGUCUUUAUUCAUGCUUUAUUUAUGAAAAGUGUAGUAAUUGUGAAGUAUUACUGAGACGUUUGUUAAAGAUCAUGAAACUGGACAUUUUUAAAUACUUUUUGGACACCUUGACAUUUGUAUUUCAUGUUUUUGUAACUUCAAAUAAUCAUUCAUCUGUAAAAAUCCUUGUGCAGUACUUGUUCAAUCACAGUCCCUUUGAACGCCGGGAUUAGCUGUGGUAUGAGAGGCUGGAGAGUCGAGCGCUGCAGGCUGCUUUGUUUUGGUCAGUGAAGUGUAGUUUUAUAGGGGUGGUAACAUGGGGUUUGGCUUGACUGUUGCACUAAUGCUACAAGACGCUAGCAGAUCAAUGGAACACUGAAGGCAGUUUUAGAUCUAAAAUGGCUUGAAUCCACUGAUGUAGUAUGCACAGGAAGUGGGAUUGUCUAAAUAUGUUGUAUGUUUUGAUGUAAAAAUGUAACAUUGUUAAAUUUUCAUGUAUUACCAAUUUGCACAUUUCUUCUUUAAAGUGCAUAUGAUAGGUUUUAUUGUUUUUCUAAAUAUGGCUUCAUUUGGUGGGAACGUACCUUUGUUAAAAAUUUUAACUGACAAUGUUUGAAUUGUCGGUUUGUGAAGAAAAGAUGAAACGUUCAUUUAAAAUUACAGUAGAGCUGAGUUCUAAAAAAGGAAUCCCUCCAUGUCAUUAAUACACAGAUUUAACAAACUAAGGAUGAUGUUGACUAGGUUUUAUUCAAAUGUGUAGUCUAACCUGUCAUAUGCACUUAAACCCAAAGUUACGAAUGUAACUGUGGUUCUACGAUGACCACCAGAGGGCAGAGCUGAAAUAACUGAAUGACUCCCUCGAUGCUCGAUGGGAAUCGUUCAGUGGAUUCAGUGGUCAGUUGGGAUGAAGUAGAACUGAUUUUGAAACUUGAAUUUUCCUACCUUUCUAAACACUAAACAUGGUAUUACAAAACCAGUACAAUAAUUGUUUCAUGAAUCGGGUGCCAUAAGGCUUGGAUCUUGUCUCAAAGUGCCAAAAUAAACAUUGAUGCCAUAUGGGGA